AUGGUGAAGAAACUCCCUUUCAGCUUAUCUUUGACUUGCUUGAACCAGGUGCGCUUAACUGGGAUAGCUACCUUUAUUGGUUCCAUUGACUUGGCAUUCGCUGCUACUGUGCUAGUGAUUCUUCUGACUCGGUAUGGAUCUUUACUGGUGGAGGUCUUCAAUUUUGUUAAAGGAAAGACAAAAACUGGUCAUGUAGUUGACGAUGUGAUCAAAGUUGUUACCGUAGCGGUUAAAAUUGUCGUAGUGGCAGUUCCUGAGGGUCUUCCAUUGGCUGUUACUCUAACCCUUGCCUAUUCAGUGAGGAAAAUGAUGGCAGAUAAGGCUUUGGUGCGGAGCUAUCUACUUGUGAGACAAUGGGUUCUGCCACCACUAUUUGCAGCGAUAAACUGGAAGACUAACGUUGAAUCAGGAUAUGUAGAGCUGCUGAGAAAUUCCAAAGGGAGUCUGCUAAGUCUGAGCUCCUCUGAUGCACAAGGUGGUUUAUUCAGAUCGUCGUCGAGUCGAGGCACUGGGACUGCUCUGUUGAAUCUUAUCUUCUCGUUUAUCAUCAUCUGUUUAGGCAGGUUUCCAUGUAUUUGUGCAUCGGGAGUUUUGUUAAUCAAGUCUACAACUUGGAGCUUCCAUCAUUGGUUGAUUCAGUCUACUCGUAGUCAGAUGAGAGAUGAUCAUAAAUUCCUUUUAAAUGGGUUUGUAAGUAUUUUUUUUGUUCUUUUCAUGAUGGUUAUGUCUACCAACAUAGUUUCGGAAUUUAUGCAGAAAGCUGCUUGGAUCUUUUGCAAUCUGUUGAUUCAUCCUUUCUGGAGUUGAAGUGUGUUUCGCUUAUUGAGUUUCACAUUAUUGGUACUUGUCAUUGGAUGUUUCCCGUCAACAAUAAUGUUCCUCAUCUUCCUAGCUAUGCACGCAUUUUUUCUUAGGCCUGAUCUUUUACUAAGUCUUUAUCAAAGAUAUUCCAGAUUCUCUUUAUAUGAAUUACUUCCCUUCAAUAUAGUCUGCAUAUGUUCUAUGGUUAAUGCUAAUCACUUCUGCUGGAUAUGAAGUCAGUAUUAUGCAUAGGAGUUUGGAUGUUACAUAGUGGAGGUGAAGAGGUCGAUUCCAUAUGUUGGAGAAAUAAGAAUCGGGUUCAACAAGUUGUUGGAUUUUUGGUUUUGUUUUUCUUCUCCCUUAGAGAAACAAAUGUUUUUACUAAACUCCAUGGCUGAAUGACUCAUCAUGGUAAUUCAGCCAUUGAAGCACCAUAGUGAACUUUUAUCAUUCUAGUGUGGAAUUCAUGCACGGUCUACAAGAAAUAUAAUGUUGAAGCCAAUAGCUUGGAAAGACUAUGUUUGAAAACACGAAACUUGUCUCCUUCAA
This is a messenger RNA of Camelina sativa (false flax), 1350 nucleotides long. The record is from RefSeq and is a predicted model, not a curated record. Lineage: Eukaryota; Viridiplantae; Streptophyta; Magnoliopsida; Brassicales; Brassicaceae.